UAGUUACAUACAAUAACACACAUAUUAUUUAUAUUAAUAGCUAUAAUAUAUACAUGAUAUAAUUAUAUAAUAUCUCUAAAGCAGAGAAAUAAACUACAAACUAUUUUCUAGAUUGCAAAUAAAACAGAUAUUAUACUAACACGUACGAUGAAAUAUUUCAAAUGCUCGUCGAAAAAUGAAUGUUACAGUUACGAACAAUAGUAGAGGAGGGGGAGGGGGCGGCGGAGGGACUGAAGUAAAUUGAUACACACGAGGCGGAUUGAUACAGCGAAAUUAACGAAACACUGGUUGUUUGUAAACACUCGAUGAGCAACAGGUGCUCGAAGGCUGUCAAUCAACUAUUUCCUGCGACCGGCAGCAUUCGUAUGAUGGAAUCAGUUCAGUUGUUUCCGUUCUUGCGGCGCGAAACUAAAUAUUCGAGCCGCGUUCUGAACGAAUCUCGAGCCCCGGAUUCGCUUAGAGGAAGGCGCCCGGAUUCACUUAGAGAGAGAGAGAGAGAGAGAGGAGUCUGAAUUCACUUAGAGAGAGGAGUCUGAAUUCACUUAGAGGAAGGCGUCUGGAUUCACUUAGAGAGAGCAGUCUGAAUUCGCUUGGAGGAAGGCGUCCGGAUUCACUUAGAGAGAGAAGUCUGAAUUCGCUUAGAGGAAGGCGUCUGAAUUCACUUAGAGAGAGGAGUCUGAAUUCGCUUCGAGGAAGGCGUGCGGAUUCACUUAGAGAGAGAGAGGGGUCUGAAUUCACUUAGAGGGAUUUUCCUUCUCCAGCGGACCUAAGGCUUGCACUAAAGUGCAAUCGUCGGAACGGACAUUCACCAUCGUGGAUAAUGUGCUGAUAGGGAAGAAGGUGUCGUUUGAUCUGAAGUACAAAAGCGGCGGAGAAUACUUGUACGAACGGAUGAAGAAUAAUCCGAGUAUAGUUGCGCAGGUGGACGUCACCACGGACGAAGAAAAUACAUCCGAGCAGCUGCUGGAUAGAGCAGUGAGAUGCGCCCUUUGGUUGAGGAAAGAAGGCGUCAAGAAGGGAGGCGUCAUCGCAAUUUCCAUGGACAACCAUCCCGACUGCUUCGUUCCGUGCAUCGCCGCGCUUUUCAUCGGGGCGAUAUUCAACCCCUGGGAUCCGGGGAUGAAUACCAAUCUGGCGCGCCACUUCAUGAGAUUGACGGAGCCGAGGGUGGUUUUCGCGAACGAAAGAUCGACGGGGGUUGUGCUGGACGCGGCGAGGAUCGAAGGCUUCGAGCUGAAGGUGGUCACGUUCGGCGAUUAUGUCGGCACCCUGUCUUUCGCGGACGUUCUGGAGGGUCACCCGCGAUCCGCUGUGACGAGUUUCCGUUGCGAGAACGUCGAACUCGGCGAUACGGCGCAGAUACUCGUCUCUUCCGGCACCACCGGUUUGCCAAAGGGCGUCGAGCUGUCCCAUAGAAUGAUACUCUUGAACUUGGUAGACAAUGCAGCGGUGCAUCUAACUGUGAUGGCGACGCCGUUGCGGUUCAGCACCCUAUGCUGGAUCAGCGGCAUUCUGUGCAACCUUAAGAUCUUCUCUACCUCCGCGAGGAAGAUAAUCGGGCCGGAUUUCGAGCCGCAGAAGGUGUGCGAACUCGUGGAGAAGUAUAAGCUUGAAAUGCCUGUUCGUGGGUGGUGCCAUCUUGAAGCAGGAAUCUCAGGACAUGUUGCGAGAGUAUUUGCCGCAUGCGCUAGUGGCGCAAGGUUACGGCAUGACGGAAUUGGGGGGCGCCGUUGCAUCUCAAAAUCCAAAGAGUACCAGCGGUUCCUGCGGAACGGUGUCCAUCAAUUGUGAAAUGAAAAUCGUGGACGUUCAAACGGGGAAAAGUUUGGGCCCGAAUCAGCAGGGUGAACUAUGCUUGAAAUCGUCCACCAUAAUGA
This is a messenger RNA of Megalopta genalis, 1877 nucleotides long. Lineage: Eukaryota; Metazoa; Arthropoda; Insecta; Hymenoptera; Halictidae. The record is from RefSeq and is a predicted model, not a curated record.